Messenger RNA from Fusarium sp. VM40, 3315 nucleotides. NCBI's taxonomy places the organism in Eukaryota, Fungi, Ascomycota, Sordariomycetes, Hypocreales, Nectriaceae. The record is from the annotation of a GenBank genome assembly.
AUGGCUCCCGCUCCUAAUUCAGCCCAAAAGAAACAACAAUCUCUUACAUCCUUCUUCACACCAAAGACAGUCAAUGGUUUAGCCGCAGUCUUUGAAAAGCAGAGCCGGGCACAAGCAGCCAAAUCACAAUCACCCAGCAAAGAUGCCAAGUCACCGUCGCGAAAACGAACACUAGAGGACACAGAAAAGGAGAACGAGGAGCCAGAAAAGACAUCAAAGAGAGCUCGCGCCAGUGAUGCUGCCAAGGACGAGGAGACAAGCACUUUCUUCCCCAAAUCAAAACCUGGCGAACAAGAAACUACAGGGGCACGCACAGAACGAUACCGAUAUGACGGUUCAAGCGCAGCGAAUGCCCAGGAUGGCGAUAGGAACGCAGGAUCAACCCAGAAUGAGGAUGAAGAUACAGAAGAGAGACGGGAGCAUCAAGAGUUACACAGGAGAUUUGUCAAAAAACUAGGUCACCCAGAUGCGCUGGCCUCCCGUCGCAAUCUUAGAGAUGCUGCCCCUGCAGGUGAAGAUGAGGAUGCCGAUGUCGAUGUUGACGAGGAGGAGACUCCUGCGCCAGCAAAGACGAAGAAAAAGGGGGCCAAAACAGGCAAACUCACGCCAAUGGAGAUGCAGUUCCUGGAAAUCAAGAGAAAACAUAUGGACACUGUCCUUAUUGUAGAGGUCGGCUACAAGUUUCGGUUCUUUGGAGAAGAUGCCCGUAUUGCGGCCAAGGAAUUGAGCAUCGUCUGUAUCCCAGGAAAGAUGCGUUUUGAUGAGCAUCCUUCAGAGGCCCAUAUGGAUCGCUUCGCCUCAGCAAGUAUUCCGGUCCAUCGCCUUCCUGUACAUGCAAAGCGUCUGGUGGCUGCCGGACACAAGGUUGGUGUCGUGCGCCAGAUCGAGACCGCUGCGCUGAAGAAGGCUGGAGAUAACCGCAAUACACCAUUUGUUCGCCAACUCACCAAUCUUUACACAAAAGGUACAUAUAUCGAUGAAAACGGAGAACUUGACCAAGGCAGCGGCUCCGGCGCACCUUCGGGCGGCUAUCUGCUGUGCAUCACUGAGUCCAAGGCCAAGGGGUGGGGUACUGAUGAGAAAGUCGAUGUGGGCAUUAUUGCUGUUCAACCGGCGACAGGAGACAUCAUCUAUGACCAUUUUGAGGAUGGGUUCAUGCGGAGCGAGAUCGAGACUCGGCUGCUGCACAUCUCUCCUUGUGAGUUUCUACUUGUUGGGGAUCUAACGAAAGGCACCGAUAAGCUUGUGCAACAUCUCUCAGGCAGCAGUACCAAUGUCUUUGGUGACCGGAGUCGAGUCGAACGCGUUCCCAAGGGUAAGACCAUGGCAGCUGAGGCUUACUCACAUGUUACCCAAUUCUACGCCGAUAAACUCAAGGACAAUGCUCAAGACGAGACCGCUGCAACACUUCUCGACAAGGUUUUAAAGCUCCCUGAGCCUGUCACCAUCUGUCUGUCGGCUAUGAUAAACCAUCUCCAAGAGUACGGCCUGGAACACAUCUUCGACCUCACCAAGUACUUCCAGAGCUUCAGCACGAGAUCGCACAUGCUCAUCAACGGUACUACACUCGAAAGUCUUGAGGUGUACCGCAACUCUACAGACCACUCUGAGAAGGGCAGUUUGUUCUGGGCACUCGACAAGACACUGACACGUCCAGGACAUCGUCUGUUGCGAAAAUGGGUGGGACGUCCUUUGCUAGAUCAGCAGCUUCUCGAGGUCCGUCUCAAUGCUGUGGAGGAGCUACUGGAGAAGCAAUCAACACACCCGGUCUCCCAAUUGGAGACACUCUUGGCGAAUACGAAAACCGACCUUGAACGUAGUCUCAUCCGCAUAUACUAUGGAAAAUGCACACGACCCGAACUCCUCUCGGUCCUUCAGGCCCUUCAAAGAGUUGCAGGCUACUAUUCUACCGUCAAGGGUCCCUCUGAUGUCCCCUUUACUUCUCCUCUCCUCCGCGAUGCCAUCUGCGCCCUUCCACAAAUCCUCGAUACUGUCGUCUCAUAUCUCGAGCGCAUCAACCUCGUCGCUGCGCGCAAGGACGACAAAUAUGGUUUCUUCCGCGAUGAGUUUCAGACAGAGGAUAUGCAAGAUCACCAGCUUGGCAUCGCUCACGUUGAGCACGAGUUGGAUGGCCAUCGUGCUGUUGCUGCAGAAAAGAUUAAGAAGAAGACUGUCGACUUUGUCACUGUUGCUGGUAUCGAAUACCUCAUCGAAGUGCCAAACACUGAUAUUAAACAUGUUCCUGCUUCGUGGGCCAAGAUCUCGGGAACAAAGAAGGUCUCACGUUUCCACACACCUGAAGUCCUCCGCUUUAUCACUGAGCGCGAUCAACACCGCGAAGCCCUAGCCGCGGCUUGCGACAAAGCUUUCAAGGAUCUUCUUGCCUCUAUCGCCGCAGACUACCAACCUUUGCGUGAUGCUGUCUCCGCCCUCGCAACCCUUGACUGCAUUCUCUCACUCUCCAAAGUUGCCGCCCAACCAGGCUACUCCCGUCCAGCCUUCCUCCCCUCCACAGCUGACCCAACUAUCUCCAUCACCAAUGGUCGUCAUGCUAUCGCCGAGCAUACCCUUGAAGGCGCUUACAUCCCAUUCUCCACCACCCUCGCCAAUCCUUCACCUCUUGCUCACCUCAUCACUGGUCCUAAUAUGGGCGGCAAAUCCUCUUUUGUCCGCGCCCUAGCUCUUAUUGUGCUUCUUUCUCAAGUUGGCUCAUAUGUACCAGCUGACUCUUUAUCCCUAACCCUAUGUGAUGCCAUCCACACACGAACUGGAGCUCGCGAUAAUCUAUUCGCCGGUGAAUCUACCUUCAUGGUCGAGGUCUCCGAAACAGCUCGUAUCUUACGCUCCGCCGGCCCUCGAAGUCUCGUCAUCCUCGACGAACUAGGCCGCGGUACCAGUACCCACGAUGGUGCCGCCAUCGCUCAAGCGGUCUUGCAGCACGUUGUUACGGAGACCCGCUGCUUGACGCUCUUCAUUACACACUAUCAAAACCUGGCGCGGGUCGCUGAGGGUCUAGAGGGUGUCAAGAACGUUCAUAUGAAGUUCAAGGCAGAGAAGGGUGAGGAUGGCGAGGACGAGGUCACCUUCUUGUACGAAGUUGGUGAGGGUGUCGCUCAUCGCUCCUAUGGUUUAAACGUUGCGAGACUCGCACGUAUUCCCAAAAAGGUCAUCGAUGUUGCUUCUCUCAAGUCCAGUCAAAUGGAGCAAGAGAUGAAAAUGCGACGUUUGAAAGGUGUCUGUCGUGCCUUGUCGGAUGUAAUGGAUAGUGGGCCGGAUCAUAUUGACCAGCUUGUGUCAAGUAUUGAGCAACUGUAG